Messenger RNA from Clonostachys byssicola, 576 nucleotides. The record is from the annotation of a GenBank genome assembly. Lineage: Eukaryota; Fungi; Ascomycota; Sordariomycetes; Hypocreales; Bionectriaceae.
AUGGAGACCAUCACAAAGUCGCCAACCAAGAGACGCGCCCUCGCCGCCCUGGACGCGAACGCGCUCGCCUCCCCGAAGCCUCCUCACCAGCUCAAGAGCACGGCCAAGAGCCCCGUCAAGCGACCUCUGGAGGAACCAAUGGCCGCCGCCACUAUGAGUCCUCUGCCCAAGAAGAGGGCGUGCUUCGAGACGUCCGUCCCCCUCGCCAACCUGCAGAAGAUGCCGCUGCCGCCGCGGGCGAAGAAGGCCGAGACGACGAGCGAUGCCAAAACCCACGAGUGGAAGGUGUCUUCACAGGGAGACAAGAGCGACGAGGCAAGGCAGCAGCCACGGGCCUGGGGCAAGAUCUCGCACAGCCAGAAUAUGGCCAGCGAACAGAAUCUCGGUGAAGACUCGAGCGACAACGACGAGGAGGGGGAGGGGCAGGAGAGCGAGGACGCGGCGCCGGAGCUGCCGCGCCUGUCCCCGUCCAAGUACGCCAUGUCGGCGCUGCAGGGCACAGAGGGUACGACGGGUAUCCUGACGGACCUGGCAGACGGGUUACUGAGUCUCUCGAGGAGCAAUUCAGAUGUGUAG